This is a messenger RNA of Antechinus flavipes (yellow-footed antechinus), 1884 nucleotides long. RefSeq lists its product as uncharacterized. The record is from RefSeq and is a predicted model, not a curated record. The transcript is spliced from 9 exons. NCBI's taxonomy places the organism in Eukaryota, Metazoa, Chordata, Mammalia, Dasyuromorphia, Dasyuridae. The coding region runs from base 963 to 1703 and encodes 246 amino acids.
CAAAUAGAGCUCAGCUGCUGGGAGAAGAGUAUGGUGGCGGGAGGAGGGACCGGCCCCCCAGCAUCCCACAAGGGGAAGGGGACAUGUCUGUGUCAUUGAUGGAGCUGAGUUCAAAUCCGACCUUAGAAACUCACUAGCUCUGUGACCUUGGACAUGACCCUUAACCAUUGACCAUCUGUGCAAUCAAAAGGCAACCUGCGAGGGCUGUUGUUCAGACCAAACAAGAUCAUGUCAAAGCCUUUCCCUGCCUUCCUGUGCUAUGGAAGUGUAAAUGGUUAUUACUAGGACACAGAGAGUUCUGAGUGGACUUUGCAUAAUCACUUGGGAACGUGGAGAGGGGAUUAUUUGCUGCUUCUGGUGCCCCUCCAAACCCCAGAGCCAACGGUCAAUCUAAUCUGGGGAUGUAGUAGGAUCCAAAUCCUGAUUAUAAUUCUUACUACAUAGGAGGUUCUCUCACCCUCAGCCUCUGUCCUCAGGCCCACAGCCCGACUGAUCACAGCCUCUCCUUCCUGAGCCCACCAGCAGAUGAGGUGCUGCCCCUGCACUUGAGGUCACUCUCUUUGGAGGCCCCGGACUCCUGGAGGAUCUCUUUCCCUCUUGGGCAAAGGUGGCCCCAGCUCUGGGACCAGCAGCAUCCUGGACCCAGGAGACAGCUGUUGGCCCGCCUUCCUCCAGGAGAAGAAACGGGUCCCCUGGGAAAAGCUGUUCAGGUUCCCAGAGACUCCGGCCACUUGGAAGCCCCCCGGCAAGAGACAAGGUGGCAGCAGGGGGCUCAAGAAGCCCCAGAACUCAAGCAGCAUCGGCAGGUCACACUCCAGAUCUGGAUCUUCACUGAUCCAGCUGAGUUGACCGACCCUCAGGGACAAGACUGGAAGACAGCUGGGAAUCAGAUCCCCCAUGCCAGGCAGCAGGGUCUUCUGAGCUCUCCCUGGGCCCACCAGGAAGCAGCGCUGCCCACAGGGAUGCCAGGGGAUCAGCUGACCAAGGACAAGGAGGGCACCUCUGUGGGCCCCGGACCCAGUGCCCUGGAGUACCCCCGGAGACUGGCCCUCAGAGGAGACCACAUUCUGGGUGCAGAUCCCAACACUCUCCACCAGCAGGCCGGCAACUACUGGAGGAGGGCCACAACCUUGGCUCUGGACAAGAGGAAAUCCCACAGCCGCAUCGGACGGAGGAAGAUGUCAGCGAUUCUGGGUGGCCCAAAGCAGAGCUUUCUGCUGCCUUCUUUCCCGUGUUUGCCUCUCCACUGUAGACGGAACAGCCAGGAGAAGCCGGGGAAGGCUCCUAGAGAGCCAGAAGGCAGUGCCCGGACCCCCAGGAUCCCCAGGAGCAGAGGACACCCAAGAGCAGCAGAGGAAACAUGGCUAGAGAGAAAGUACCUCCAGAGGUGGAGACACAAGGUAUUGCUUCGAAGGUUUCACGGCCAGCGGAGGAGAAGGAGGCUGGCGGAAGUCUGGCAAUGCUGGGUAGGAGCCCAGGAAUCAGAGCAGCUGGGUCGGACAUUGGUUAGGCAGCGGUGGCUGGAAUGGGGCUGGAGGACGUGGCGCAGGCGGUGGCUGCAGCUCCAGGUGGCUCUGCGUUUGCGAGAAGACCACAGCGUCCUCUCUCAGGCCUUUGGAAGAUGGUACCAGCGCUGGGCAGCCCGGGUGAAAGGAAGCAAGGGCCAGGGGUCAGCGUGGUAUCCCAUUAGUCACAGCCUGUAGGAGUAGGGGGCAGGACCUGUCUGCGUCAGGGGAAUUAGUCCAGCCCUGCCCCCAUCCCAUUCUACCCACCAGGGCCCGGCAAAGAAAGUCCAGCAAAUUUAUCUGAUAAAGUUUUAAUGAAAAACAGCCUCAGGGCAGAAACCCUGCCUUUGACAGACAAUAAAGGACUAUUCCUUUCCCA